Molecule: messenger RNA, 1803 nt
Organism: Coregonus clupeaformis (lake whitefish)
Lineage: Eukaryota; Metazoa; Chordata; Actinopteri; Salmoniformes; Salmonidae
Product: cdc42 effector protein 3
Exons: 2
Coding region: 401-1036 (211 amino acids)
Source: RefSeq, a predicted model, not a curated record
AGAUAUUCACAAGAGAGAAGACACACAGACAGAGAUAUAGAUAAAUCAGGGUGGAGGGACCGAAGGUUUAUCACUUUAAACAAACACAACCCAGAGACAUAGGUGAGCUGAUAAGGCAGUCUAGCUCAGUUUGUGUCUGUGCUUUAGGAUAGUAGACCUUGUCAGUGUUUCAGAGUCAGGGGCGCUUUUUCACACAUGGAAUGUCUGGUGAGCUGUGUGUUCUAAAACUGCAUAGAAGAGCGAGAAGAGCGAAUAUACUGAGAAAGCAUAGAAAGACUGCUUCCGGAUACAACGAUAGACACUGAGCUGCCUAAAGGUCAACUGGACCCUUCAACUGAGUGACCUCCACCUCAGCCUAAAAGGGUUGAACUCACUGACGGUACAUGCCAUUAAGUCCAAGAUGCCUCUGAAGACUACCUUGUACCUCAAAUCGGCCUCCAUGCGCUGGCCUCGCAAGCAGAAGCGCCGUGAGCUGCUGUCAGUCAACAUGAUCAGCCUACCGCUGGGCGACUUCCGCCACCUCUCCCACAUCGGAAUGGAUGCCCACGGUGAUGUCUUCGGCGACCUCGCAGCCUUCCAGCGGACCGGUAGUCUCAUCCUCCACAGCUCUAAAAGCCACCAGGACCUCUACUCUAACAUCACCCCCAACGAGACUCCCCCACCCCCACCCAAGCCCCCACGCCUCCUCAGCCCAGAAGAGAUGGAUGCACAGGCCGCCAAAGCCAGAACCCUUCCCCAGGCUUCCAGGCACAAGAGGUGCCUCUUCCUGCCUUUACUGGAUGGUGUGGAGGUGGUGGAGCAUGACAGGUUGCACCACGGAGAGGAGGUAAAGCAGGAGCAGGAAAAGAAGGAGGAGGGAGGGUUAACGAUGGGGCCGGAUGGAUCCGAAUUGAACACGGCCCCCCAACAGGCUCCUUGUCCCCCAGUGGAGGCCCCUCCAGGGGUCGAUGAAGACUCGUCUUUUGUCCUGGACCUUGACCUGGGGCCGUCCAUACUAGAGGAUGUCCUGAAAGUAAUGGACCAGCUUCACCAGUAAGACUUUGAGAAGUGUGGCCCUCAUACAUAUGAUUGUAAUAUGUUUUAUUCUAAGGGCCUUUAAAGAAACCCGACAUAUAUAGGGGAGAAAAACUCAAAGCUCCUUCCUUUCUAAUGGGGAUUGAAAGGGGUUGUGUCAUGGAUGGAUAAAUGGGCUGGACUAUUUUCAAUUGCCAGGAUGCUAAUUGGCACAUUUAUUUUUAAUUACUGUCUUCAUAGAGGACAGAUUGUAUAAUAUUUUCUUAUAUUGGAUGCAAGAUAAUAUGAGCCUCUAUUGUUAGUUUGGCUAACUAGAGGAAUGUGUCAUAUCUGGGUCAAUGCUUUGAACAGUUGCCCUUCUCAGGUGAAAGCUCUGUGAGCCAAUGACACUCCACCUGGAUCAUGUGACUUAGUGACAGAUAAUGUCACAUAUUUGUAUGACAGGUGUAUAGAGGAGACAUGUUGUGAAAGGUAAGAAAGACAGACGGUAAACUACGUAUGAGACAGUGCUGUGAGGCAGACAUUUAUGACUUAUGCUUGUCUGACAACUUCUAUUGUGAAAACCUAAAAGAACACGGGUUGCUUUUUCUUUUCAAUAUUUAGGCCUACUAUAAAGGGACAGUGAAAACUAGCUCUCCCAUAGCGUCUAAGUCAGACAUAUGCAGUAGCACUAAGGACAGAAGCUGGGUUGUUCCCUUUUGAGUCCCUUGGAUAUUUUAAGUCUAAAUUGUGCACCAAUAUAACAUUUUAAAAGCCUGUUAUAUUACUUGAAGUGCACUUUAAUAUAGA